Didymodactylos carnosus is the source of this 624-nucleotide messenger RNA. NCBI's taxonomy places the organism in Eukaryota, Metazoa, Rotifera, Eurotatoria, Philodinida, Philodinidae. The record is from the annotation of a GenBank genome assembly.
AUGACGGCAAGAAGACGCUUAUUACAUGAUUUAACCAAAUUGCAAAAUGAAGACUUACAAGCUCCAACUAAAGAAGAUAUGCGUAUAUGGAACGCUGUAAUUAUGGGACCAACUGAUACAUGUUUCGAGGAUGGUACAUUUACGUUACGUAUGGAAUUUUCAGAUCAGUAUCCACUGAAACCACCAAAUGUGCGUUUUACAUGUAAAAUGUUUCAUCCAAAUGUUUAUGCCGAUGGCAGCAUUUGUUUGGAUAUUUUACAACGUAAUUGGAGUCCAACAUAUGAUGUUAUCUCAAUAUUGACAUCAAUACGUUCACUAUUAAAUGAUCCAAAUCCAAAUAGUCCGGCAAAUAAUGAAGCAGCAAAAUUAUUUUUAGAAAAUAAACGUUUGUAUGAAACAAAAGUUAAAAAAUUAAUUGAAGAACAGAUAAUGAACGAUCAAACAUUAUUUGAUGAUGAAGACGAAGAAAAAGUAGAAAAAAAACAACCUCCACCAUCUGCCACGGGAACAGCAGCUACAGCGACAUCAACAGCAAGUGAAGCAACAGCAACAAAUGUGCAACAGCCUUCACCUUCGACAAGUAAUGCCAUUGCAGAGCCACAACAACAGCAAAAUGAACAAUAA